UUUAACGAGUGAUGGGUGUAACGCGUUAUGUUUACAACGCGUGGAACAUUGACCGGCGGCGGUGUUCCGUGGGAGUUCAACGCGUGAUGAACUCUGAUAACGGACCCGCCCCGAGUGGCCUAAGUAAACACAUACAUAUAUACCAAUGAUUACAAGGAAAAUCAUUGGUAUGCCUAAAAUAAGUGACACUAAUAAAACAAAAUUGUGGCAACUUAUUCUUCAAUAACAUGUUCACAAAUUAUUUUUUAGAACCACUUGAUUCUCGUCUUCACGGGUCUUCGUCAACUUCCUUUUGGAAUCAUCAUUAAACCAAUAAUUAUUUCAUUCGAACCAGUGAUCCUUCUUCACUUGCUUCAGUGGAAUCCACUCUAUUCAUCAUCAUCCUUCUUUCUGCUCUCUCUUUUGUUUCCUCUCAAUCACAAUAUGUGUUACCAGACCACUACUUCAUUAACUGUGGAUCAAACUCUGAUAUCAACUUCACCGGGAAGACAUUCAUCCGAGAUGAAAACCCCGCUACCUUUUCAGUUUCUGGUGGCCGCAAGGCCAUGCAUAAAAACUCCACAUCCAAUACAUCAGAAAUCUACAAAACAGCUAGAGUUUUCACUCAGAAAUCAUGGUACGAACUCAAAGCAGAUGCAAGCAACAGUUUCAUGAUCGUACGCCUUCAUUUUUCCCCAUUCUUUUCUGAUGGAUCCAAGUUCGACGUGUCAGUUUCUGGGUUCACCCUGUUAUCCAAUUUUAGUGUAGAAGAAAAAGAAUCGAUUGUAAUCAGAGAACUUAUAAUCCGAAUUCGAUCUCAUGGACGGUUUACAAUUGAAUUCACACCCUCCAGUGGCUCAUCUUCUGCUUUUGUAAACGCCAUUGAAGCUUUCACAGCACCAUCUGGACCUUUCAUGCAGGUCGCUCCUUCACCUCAUAUAUCACCCGCCGGAUAUAUUGGUGAAAUGGAUAACAUAUCAUCAUCUUAUGCCUUCAGCCCAAUAUAUAGAGUUAACAUUGGUGUCCGAAGCAUUGAUCGUGACACUUUAAGAAGAAAAUGGACACCAGAUGAUCCCUUCAUCUUCAAAAGUGAUCCAGCAAAAAAUGUAACAUUAUCAGGCACGUUUAAUCAUAACGAAUUUUGGGCAACCAAAUACGAUGCUCCUGCUGAUGUAUACAAAACAGCCAAAGAAUUGACCACUAAUUCGUCGGUGAAUAAUAUUACAUGGAAUUUUGGAGUUAAGAAGAACGCCAUGUACCUUGUUCGAGCUCAUUUCUGUGACAUUAUAAGCCCAGGCCAAGACCCUCCUAUUGGCUCCUUCAACUUCUUCAUUUAUGGCCAAUAUAAUAAGGAGAUUAAUCCAGGUGAAAAGGUUAAAGCGCCACAAAUUCCCUUUUAUUAUGAUUUUGUGGUGGAUUCUGUUGAGUCUGGGUUUGUGAAUGUUAGUAUUGGAGCCAUUCCUGCUUCCAAACAACCAGUGUUAUUGAACGGGCUCGAGAUCAUGGAGUUGUUGAAGAACUUGGGUAUAGUUGGUAUUCCGAAGAUUUCGGGUGUAGAUGAUAUUCAGAACAAUGGGAAGAAAGUGGUUGGAUGUGCUGUUGGAGUUGUAGUGUUGGUUUUGUUGAUAGGUUUCUUCAUCUGGUUGAAGUAUCAAAAAAGGAAGCCCGUGGUAGAGACGAAAAGAGAUACUAACACGGUACCAUCAGACGAUUGGAGUUCAUGCAUGACCAAAAAUACAGAACUUAUCAUUGACCACCCACCACAAAUUCUUAAUUUGAAUCUCAAGUUCCAGUUUGCGGAUAUUUUGCAAGCGACCAAUAGCUUUGAUGAGAGUUUAGUGAUUGGAAAAGGCGGAUUCGGGAAGGUCUAUAAGGGAGCUCUUAUAGAUGGAAAGACAGUUGCAGUGAAACGAUGCGAGAAAGGACAAGGGCAGGGUCGGCCAGAAUUCGUGAAAGAAAUUAUGGUCUUGACGAAAAUACGACACCAACAUCUAGUUACUUUAAUAGGGUAUUGUGACGAAAAAUCCGAGAUGAUACUCGUGUACGAAUAUAUGGAAAAGGGUACUCUUCAAGAUCAUUUAUGCAACACUGACAAAGACAUCGAGAAGCUAUCGUGGAGUCAAAGACUCGAGAUCUGCAUUGGCGCAACCCGGGGAUUACAUUACCUUCACACAGGUUUGGAACCAGGGAUUAUUCAUGGUGAUGUUAAGUCAACAAACAUCUUGCUUAACGAAAAUUAUACAGCAAAAGUGGGUGAUUUUGGGAUAUCUCGGUGGGAUAACGACGAGGAAAGCGAGAUGGAUAUCAAAGGGAGUUUCGGGUAUUUGGAUCCCGAGUACGUAAGUUGCCUGAAACUGACUCAAAAGUCAGAUGUUUAUUCUUUCGGGGUCGUUUUACUCGAAGUCCUAUGCGCUAGGCCCGCACUUGAUAACACGCUUCCUUUUAAGGAAGCAAAUUUGGCGGACUGGGCGAUGAACCAUAUAAAGGAUGGGAUGGUGGAGAAGAUAGUUGACCCAUAUCUUGUAGACAAGAUAAACCCGAAUUCGUUAACAAAGUAUUGGGAAACAGUUGACAAAUGUUUGAAGAACACUGGAGACGAGAGACCGAGCAUAUAUGAUGUGUUGUGGGAUUUAGAAUACGCGUUGAAGUUUCAACAAAUGGUGGUGGAUAAAAAGGCAUAUGAAGAUAGCACCAUGAAGACGUCCUUGUUGUUGUCCAAGUCAAUGAUUAAUCGCUUGCCUUCUAAAUAUAACAAUGAUGAUUCUCAAGUAAAGGAGAACUCGGUCUCAAGUUACCCGAGUGAAAGCCAAGUGUUUUCGCAGUUGAAGAUUGGUGAAGCUCCACAGUAAAUAUGAUGGCUUUAUAUCUGUUAACACUAUUUCAUUAUAAAAUAAGCAUUGUUUAUCCUAA
Messenger RNA from Helianthus annuus (common sunflower), 2889 nucleotides. Its product is annotated as probable receptor-like protein kinase At2g23200. Gene Ontology annotation, biological process: protein autophosphorylation. The transcript has a single exon. Gene Ontology annotation, molecular function: ATP binding; transmembrane receptor protein tyrosine kinase activity. Bases 546 to 2828 code for a protein of 760 amino acids. Gene Ontology annotation, cellular component: plasma membrane; plasmodesma. The record is from RefSeq and is a predicted model, not a curated record. NCBI's taxonomy places the organism in Eukaryota, Viridiplantae, Streptophyta, Magnoliopsida, Asterales, Asteraceae.